This is a messenger RNA of Dendrobium catenatum, 1094 nucleotides long. RefSeq names its product anthranilate synthase beta subunit 1, chloroplastic. The record is from RefSeq and is a predicted model, not a curated record. Gene Ontology annotation, cellular component: cytosol. Gene Ontology annotation, biological process: L-tryptophan biosynthetic process. The transcript has 8 exons. The coding region runs from base 140 to 931 and encodes 263 amino acids. Lineage: Eukaryota; Viridiplantae; Streptophyta; Magnoliopsida; Asparagales; Orchidaceae.
GCGAUAAGAUGGAUGCGGCCGCCAAAAAACUGAAUACCCUCUUCUUGUUUCUAUAUAUAACCCUUCUUUCUUCCCCCCUUUCCAUUCUCUUUCUUGCAUUUCCCAUUCUCCAUUCACUCGCUUCCAAUACUUGCUUGCGAUGGCUGCUGCGGCCUCCUCCCUCCUUUCAUUUCCUAAAGUCCCCUGCCUCACUGCUCUGCCUCGCUGUCUUUCAUCUCAGGUUUGUGGUGUUUUAGGGACUUGGAAAGUGCGCUUUGGGAUCGCUACGGUGCGGGCGGACGCAUCGUUUGGUAGGGCUAGGGUUUCGGCUGAGAAGAAGAAAGAUGUGCGACCGAUAAUUGUUAUAGACAAUUAUGAUAGCUUCACGUACAAUCUUUGCCAGUAUAUUGGAGAGCUGGGUGUUGACUUUGAGGUAUUCCGCAAUGAUGAGCUUACUGUAGAAGAGAUAAGAAGGAAAAACCCCAAAGGGAUACUUAUUUCGCCUGGACCCGGUGCACCCCAAGAUUCAGGGAUCUCAUUGCAAACAGUUGUUGAAUUGGGGCCUUCAAUUCCUUUAUUUGGUGUCUGCAUGGGCUUGCAAUGCAUUGGAGAGGCUUUUGGAGGGAAGAUUGUGCGCUCUCCUUCUGGUGUGAGGCAUGGUAAAAGUUCUCUUGUGUACUACGAUGAAAAACUUGGAGAAAUUCUAUUUGAUGGAUUGUCAAACCCUUUCUCUGCAUGUAGGUAUCACAGCCUUAUUAUUGAGAAAGAAACUUUCCCGAGUGACAAGCUUGAGAUUACUGCCUGGACGGAAGAUGGGUUAAUCAUGGCUGCUAGGCACUUCUUAUAUUAUACAUUACAGGGCGUUCAGUUUCAUCCAGAGAGUAUCAUCACCCCAGAUGGCAAGAUGAUGAUUCUGAACUUCAUCAAGUUUCUUGACAAGUUUCAGUUAUAAUUCUUGCAAAAAAUGAAGGUAAGUAAAAUCGAGUGAUUCAUAUAUGUCCAGAAAUUGGCUUGGCUCAAUUUUUCUUUUUGAGUUGGAACUUUGAAAAACGUCCGUUUUCCAUUUUAUAGAAAGUAAAUGAAAAUGAAUCCCUUUUCGUAAUGCCAUUUUACGA